Molecule: messenger RNA, 1928 nt
Organism: Astyanax mexicanus (Mexican tetra)
Lineage: Eukaryota; Metazoa; Chordata; Actinopteri; Characiformes; Acestrorhamphidae
Gene: ces3
Product: carboxylesterase 3
Exons: 13
Coding region: 41-1693 (550 amino acids)
Source: RefSeq, a predicted model, not a curated record
CACCUGGCAGUCUUUCUCAGUCUCAGUCUGAAGAGCAGCGAUGUUGAGAGGAGUACUGCUCACCCUGUGGCUGACCACUGCCUCUGUUUGGACGGUGCCGACACAGACAGACUCUAGUCCUGUGGUGGUUCUGAAGCAAGGCAGUGUGCGUGGUCAGAAUGUGAAAGUGGAAGGCUCUGAGAAAACAGUGGAGCAGUACCUGGGCAUUCCUUUCGCUCAGCCACCCGUGGGUCCUCUCCGUCUGGUUGCACCCAAACUUGCAGAGCCCUGGGAGGGGGAGAGAGAUGCCACUCAGCACCCACCUGUGUGUCUUCAAGACCUGGAGAGUCUGGUAUCAGUGUCCAAAAUGUUGGGCUUGACCUUCCCUACCACUACUGCAUCAGAAGAUUGUCUGUAUUUGAAUGUGUACACUCCAGCUCAACGCUCAGCAUCAGAGAAAUUACCUGUAAUGUUCUGGAUCCAUGGCGGGGGUCUGUACAUGGGUGGAGCCCUUCAGUAUGAUGGAUCAGUGCUGGCAGCCUAUGAGAAUAUAGUGGUUGUUGUCAUUCAGUAUAGGCUGGGCAUACUGGGAUACUUCAGCACUGGAGAUGAGCAUGCCCGUGGCAACUGGGGCUUUUUGGAUCAGAUUGCAGCGCUGCAGUGGGUGCAGCAGAAUAUUGAGAGUUUUGGAGGAGAUCCCCAGUCUGUCACUAUUGCUGGAGAGUCUGCAGGAGGGAUCAGUACCUCUAUGCUGACCCUGUCCCCACUGGCCAAAGGUCUUUUUCACCGAACCAUCUUCCAGAGCGGAGCAGCAACCCUGGGAACCUACUCUACCAAACAUCCCAUGGUCUUUGCCAAGGCUGUGGCAAAUGUCACAGAUUGUGAUGCCAGCUCCACAGAGCUGCUGGUCAAGUGUUUGAGAGAAAAGACAGAAGAGGACAUUGUAAAAGCAACCAAAAAGGAAAAAAUUUUCCUGGGAUCCACAGUGGAUGGAGAGUUUAUGACAGAAACAGCAGAGGAAAUUUUGAAGAGCAAAAACUUCCCAAAAAUUCCAGUGCUUUUAGGAGUGACAAACCAUGAGUUUGGGUGGAUUCUGCCUGUAACCUUUGCUCCUCCAGGGUGGGAGAAAGGGAUGGACAGACGGGUGGUGGCUGCAGUGAUGGGGCAGUUUUUCCCAGAUGGGGCAUCAGGAGCCAAUGAGCUCAUAAUAGAUGAAUACCUGAAAGAUGCAAAAACUCCAGGGGAUGUAAGAGAUGGUUUUACUGAGAUAUUGGGGGAUCAGUUCAUGGUGUUUCCUGUCAUGAAAGUGGCUAAAUAUCACAGAGACGCUGGAGCAGACGUGUACAUGUAUGAGUUUCAGCAUCGGCCAGAGAUCUUCAAAGAGACCCGACCCAGCUUUGUGAAGGCUGAUCAUGCUGAUGAUGUGGGAUUUGUGUUUGGGGCCUGCUUUUGGAAGAAUCAAGUCAAAAUGACCGGCACAGUCAGUGAAGAGGAAAAACAACUGUGCAAAACCAUGAUGCGAUACUGGGGCAAUUUUGUGCGAACAGGUUCACCAAACGGACCUGGCUUGGUAAACUGGCCCAUGUUCGAUCAGUCCAAUGAGUAUUUGAACCUAGGAGUGCAGCAGACAGCGGGACAAGGAAUGAGACAGAACAGACUGCACUUCAUAAACGUUGAGCUGCCCCAGAAGCUCGCUGCCUUACACUCAAGCUAAAAAGCUGCUUUGUUUUCUAGUACCAGUAACACUGGCUUUCUACUACAGUGGUAAUAGAACAGGGAAGAGUUUUCUAAAAAUUUAUUGGUGUUGAGAUCAUCUUUGCUGGUAGAGAUGUUUGUUUGGCUUUUUAAGAAUGGUCUUUAUUCUGAGAAGUUUUUGGAAGAACUGACCCAUUUGCUCAUUACUAAACAUUGGUUUUCUAUGUAUAUGAUCAUAAAUAGAUUUUUCUGAA